Messenger RNA from Cajanus cajan (pigeon pea), 2142 nucleotides. Its product is annotated as Pectinacetylesterase family protein. Gene Ontology annotation, cellular component: plant-type cell wall. The record is from RefSeq and is a predicted model, not a curated record. Gene Ontology annotation, molecular function: pectin acetylesterase activity. NCBI's taxonomy places the organism in Eukaryota, Viridiplantae, Streptophyta, Magnoliopsida, Fabales, Fabaceae. Gene Ontology annotation, biological process: cell wall organization.
UAUCCUUGGAAAGUCAGAACCGUUGCUGCGGACAUACCAGCUACAUACAUUCAUGUCUCCUUCCGUUUUCUCCGUAACCAAGAUUCUCUAUAAAUAAAAAAGUUAAAAACAACACAAAACAAAAAAGAGAGUGAGUGAGUGAUUAAGCUCAGAGCUUGUUGUGAUCUCACUCAGAAAUGGGAAUGAAGCUGAUUCUAAUAGCUCUUGCCUUUGUUUCUGUGGUUACAAACGAGGCUAGAUCUGAGCCUUUGUUAGAAAACGAUGCCGUUUCACUGGCUGCAGCGCCCGGACCUAAGCCUCUCACCGUACCUCUCACUCUUAUUCAGGGAGCUGCUUCCAAAGGAGCUGUAUGUUUGGAUGGAACAUUGCCUGGUUACCACUUUCAUCCUGGAUUUGGAUCUGGGGCAAAUAGUUGGCUCAUUCAAUUGGAGGGAGGAGGUUGGUGUAAUAACAUCAGAAGUUGUGUCUUUAGAAAAACUACUCGUCGCGGUUCCUCAAAAUUCAUGGAAAAGCAACUACCAUUCACGGGGAUAUUGAGCAAUAAAGCUGAAGAAAACCCUGAUUUCUUUAAUUGGAACAGAGUCAAAGUACGGUAUUGUGAUGGGGCAUCUUUCAGUGGAGAUAGUCAAAAUGAGGCUGCAAAGCUUCAAUUUCGAGGACAAAAAAUAUGGCAAGCUGCAAUAGAGGAAUUAUUGUCCAAGGGAAUGCAGAAGGCCAACCAGGCUCUUUUAUCUGGAUGCUCUGCGGGUGGUCUAGCAUCUAUAAUACAUUGUGACGAGUUCCGAAGCUUGCUUCCUACAUCCACCAAAGUGAAAUGUUUGAGUGAUGCAGGGUUUUUCCUAGAUGCAGUUGAUGUAUCUGGGGGUCACACACUGAGGAAUUUGUUUGGAGGUGUAGUUAACUUGCAGGAAGUGCAAAAAAAUCUGCCAAAAAGUUGUCUCAACCAACUGGACCCAACUUCGUGCUUUUUUCCUCAGAAUUUGAUCAACCAUGUUAAGACUCCAUUGUUUCUACUGAAUGCAGCUUAUGAUGCAUGGCAGCUCCAAGAAAGUUUGGUCCCACCUUCAGCAGAUCCCAGUGGCUCUUGGAAAGAUUGUAAAUAUAAUCAUGCACAUUGUAACUCAUCUCAAAUUCAGUUUCUUCAAGACUUCAGAAAUCAAAUGCUAAAUGACGUGAAAGGCUUCUCAGGGACAUCUCAAACCGGGUUAUUCAUAAAUUCUUGUUUUGCUCAUUGCCAGUCUGAGAGACAAGAUACAUGGUUUGCUGAUGACUCUCCACUCAUUGACAAAACGCCAAUUGCAAUUGCUGUUGGAGACUGGUAUUUUGAUCGGAAAACUGUCAAAGCUAUCGACUGUGCUUACCCCUGUGACAAUACCUGCCAUAAUCUGGUCUUCAAUGCUGGUAGAUCUGCUGUGGUGGACUACCAGUCCACAAGUGAUGAUGACACAUCUACCAUCACCAUGAUAUAUUCCCGCUCCACGAGUCUGUCUUUUAGUACUGGCCUGUAUAUGCUUAGUGUUUUAUUGCCAAUUACAUGUUCCUAUUCCUAGUGCACCAUGGCAUGUACACAGUUUUAGCCCAAAAAAGCAAAUGCACUAUGGGCAGGUUCGAAUGUACCUGUUCAAUCUUCCACUCAAGGCACUUACGAUUAUCUGUCAGCUGUUAAUUACUCGGUUUAAGGCCUGAAGUCAGCAAUACAUGUUUUAGGACGUAGUUUCCUCGUCUAAUCAUCUAAUUAGUUGCAGCCAAUUGCAUGGUUUACUUUGUAAUCUCAAUUUCGGUUGCAAAGGAGUUCAAGAAAGGGGUUAUUGAAAUUUGAAUUACAUCAAGGUGCUACAUAAUUAUAAACACUACCUGCUCAAAAUGGAACAGUUGGCAUAUGAUGUUUGUGUUGUAGUUUGAAGAAAAAAGCGCUCGCUACAAUUAACAUUAUUAAGGUGUUAGGUUAUUGAAGUUUGGAUGGCAUCAGGAUGCUAUAUAAAGACAUACAAGUUUAGGGUUUAGGGUUUAGGGUUUACAGAAGUUUGGAUGACAUCAGAUGCAAUAUAAAGACAUACAAUCACAAGUUUUACAGAAGGGAUACAAGGAGUAGAACGUGUGCAGGUUACAAAGGUUACAACAAUCCUAUAAUUGUAAAGAAAU